AUGAUCUCUCGCUUCAUUUUCAGCGCCUUCGUGGCACUCGGCCUGCUGAUCGGCAUCAUCUCUGGCAGUCCUGCACCCAGCACUCCUCGACCGGGCUCAACUGUGACUGAAAAUGAUAUCCUUCGUCGUACCGAAUAUAAACUGGUAUAUACAGUGCCUAAGUGGACGUCCUUGUGGGAGUUCGAUGUUUACUCAACCGGUUACGAUGGCACCAAGGGCAAGGAAAAGCCGGCCAACGGCGUCCAGGAGGGAGAAAGAAGCAAGGUUCUGGAUAAUUUCACGAUUGACACGAAAACUAAGACCUUGACCGUCAAAUCCGUCUGGAAUGCAUACGAUAAGACCCCUAACCGUCUCAGGCUGCGACAAAUCCUCCAUGCGUCCUGGGAAAAGACGGGCGUCGACCCCUUGGAGCUCAAGGCUGUGCGAGGAACGAUGAUCCAGAACAAGGAGAUGCAAGAUGCUGUGGAAUUCUGCCGCAAGGAUUUGGGUUUAGGCCGUUAUGAUGAUUACAGGGUAAAGCCCGACGCCAAGGGAAAGAAGUGUUGGGAUCGGUUCGAGAAGACGGUCUUUUCGAAAAUCAUUAAAGGGGCUAUCAGAGAUUUUGGCCCCAGCAAGACGCUUGUUCAGAUCGAGCUGGACAGACAGUUCAACGGAGACAAUGUUCUCUACACCUUUAACUAA
Molecule: messenger RNA, 681 nt
Organism: Ilyonectria robusta
Lineage: Eukaryota; Fungi; Ascomycota; Sordariomycetes; Hypocreales; Nectriaceae
Exons: 3
Coding region: 1-681 (226 amino acids)
Source: RefSeq, a predicted model, not a curated record